This is a messenger RNA of Glossina fuscipes, 5445 nucleotides long. RefSeq lists its product as uncharacterized. Gene Ontology annotation, molecular function: protein binding. The coding region runs from base 191 to 5023 and encodes 1610 amino acids. NCBI's taxonomy places the organism in Eukaryota, Metazoa, Arthropoda, Insecta, Diptera, Glossinidae. The record is from RefSeq and is a predicted model, not a curated record. The transcript has 4 exons.
GUCGUGAAAUGUCAACGCUAAAAGAGAUAAAGCAAUAAUAAAUAGCAACCGCAGCAAACAAAAAAAAAAGAACAACAGUUUCUCCUUACCCUUUUGCAUAUGUAGUUAUGUUUAAUAAUUUUGUUCAUUUCCCUAAAAUGAUGCACUUUCUGAUAGAAUUUUAGCUGCAUCCAGCGUAUUCAAAAUAACAAUGGCUUACAUUAACGUACCCGAAUGGUCGCCAGAUCAAGUAACGGACUGGUUAAAAGGUCUGGACGAUUCCAUGUACAACUAUGUGUAUUCUUUUGCCAAUAACCAAGUAGGGGGCCGCCAGUUGUUGAAUAUACGACCUUAUGAGCUUGAACAACUGGGUAUGCUCUCUAUAGGGCAUCAAGAAAUUGUACUGGAAGCAGUCGAAAAUCUAAGAAAUUUUCAUUAUAAUCUGGAUAAGGAGAAUUUACAGUUUAUGGCGCUACAUGUGGCUACCGCUGCGCGCAGUUUACAUAGUCAAUUAGCUAGCCAAAGUGGAGCUACUGUUAUUGAAACUCAAAUACUAAGCGAUAUUACCCGAACUAUAGCGACUAUUAAACCGCUGAUUGGUUGGCUGGAUCGAUCUCCAUUCCAAGGACAAUUUCAGUUUACAGAAAUUUGCCGCAAAAUGUUACGUUUAGGUUUGGAAAUGGCUACUACAGCCCAGAGAGAACGUUUUGUUGAGAAUCCAGUAGAAAAAAUUCGAGGCACCGCCAAAACGUUAGAACUUCUGGCUAAUUAUAUUAUACAGGAUAUUACCGAUCCCAUGUUGCUGCAGCCAGCUUCUUUGAAUUUGGUGACAUUGAAAAAACGUGAAUCGGAGCUGGGUUUUAAUAUUGAAUCCACUUAUCAUGGCAUUCAUCGCAUCACGGAUAUUAAACAGAAUUCGCCUGCUCAUAAUUCCGGAAAAAUUGAAGAUGGUGACGAAAUUGUUCAAAUUAAUUAUCAAACGGUUGUGGGAUGGCAAUACAAAAAUGUAUUGUUACAAUUACGUGAAUCUCUGCCAGAUGUUUUACUAACAUUGAAAAAGAGACCGAAGCAUACAAAAAUCUAUGGCCAGAUCUACAUGCAACCUUACCGACUUCCUAGUAAGAAACGUUCGGUAGGAAGCCGUUGGGGGGAAAAUGUACCUAGUCCAAGACCUGGUUUGUUAUCGGCGCCCGAUAAUAAUUUUAAGACCCCAAUAAAUUUAAGUACUGAAAAUGAGAAAGCUGAUGAUGCUGAUACUGACUCCAUAUCCAGCGAUAUUUUAACGCCAACUGACACAAAGGCUACGGAAAAGGAAAGCCGUUUAUAUUAUCCCAAACCUAGAGCCAUGUUGCAGAGACGCAAUACGAUUUGUGGCGACGAAUUGUUAGGACAUAAGAGUUUGUCGGGAAUACCGUUAUGGCAUGAACGUAAAACUGGUACAGUGUGUGAUCCUGGUUCUCCCAGUCUACGGGAUAAAUCUGUAUCAUUCGGUUUCGGCUUGGAAAUAACGCCAAGACCCACUACUUGCAUUGGUAUAAGCAGCGGCAUGAAAGGAGGUAGUAGCGGUAACUUGUUUACAAACGCCGAGGGUAAAAAAUUGCGCCAAGUCAUCAUUGAACAACCUCUAGAAGAACAGCAGGAAGAAUACUCCAAGCCGGGUGUCAGCAAAGUAGUACGUUUUGACGCCAAAAUGAAUGUAGAAGAUUAUAAGUUAGAUGAAAAGUACACUUGCAAUGUGGAGAACACUAUAUUAGAGACAUUUGAACCCAUACCUUUUGCCGAUGAAGAAGAUGAAGAGACCAUUGAGACUUUAAGGGAUAUACCGGAUAAAGCAGAGAAAAUCCUAGAUGCAAUUGAUAAAGUAUGUAAUCGGGACAGCAUGCCGUUAAUAGAAGCAGUCAAUAUGCCUGUGGUAGUAAAAAGAGGGAGACUCGAUAAGAGUCACAGCACACCGGCUUAUGAUAAUUCGUGCGGAGAUGCAGAUGCACCACCUGCCAUAGAGCCGCGCAAAGAAUUUCUAAUUGUGACUCCACCAGUUCCACCACCUAGACCAAGGAAACAAGGCGAAGCAACGCCCAUUCCUGUCCCAGUACCGCCGCCAAAGCCGUUAAAGCCUCCCGGCUUAUUAGCAUCACUAGCAGCAGCAAACGCUACAACAAAUGCAUCUACUGUCGCUCCGGUUAUAUUGUCAACUACAACUGUACAAGGACAGGCAAAUACAUUUUUACCAUCUUCAUCAACCGGAAUUCCAGAGAGUGAGAGUAACACUAUCGUCUCUAGUGCCUCGUCAUUAACGGCAACAAGUAGCAAUGGUAGUGAAAUCAAUGAAUUACACACGCCUACAAAAGCUCGUACGCUGACCUUGAAGAAAAAACACAGCCUAAUAGCUAAGCGACGCAAUGUAAAUUUAAAAAUUCUUGGCACAGGUGAUAUACAAGGACAUUUAUAUCGACGGACCAAGGAUAAGCGUGGAGUCACAUUUUGGGCGCGUUUGUAUUUCGUGAUGCUGGACACGAUUCUGUAUGGGUUCCGCUGCAAAGAUGCCGCCAAAGCUAGUUGUGUUAUUUUUUUGCCAGGCUUUACAGUGUCGUUGGCGAAGGAAGUACACUCUAAACCCAACGCUUUUAAAGUUUAUCAUUCGGCUAAAACUUUUUACUUCGCAGCUGAAUCACAAGAUGCUCUGAGUCAAUGGGUGGAUUUUAUACGUCAAGCUACUCUUCAAAAAAGCACUCCAACGGUUAAUGAAGGUUGUUCUACCGCUUCCAAUGAAUCGAACACACGGGACCUUUUUUCAGAGAAUGAUAGUUCCGAUGAAGAAAAUGAAUCAAUUAUUAAUAAAAAUCUUAGUACACCUUCACCGCAAACUGUUAAGGAGAGCACUUGUAGCUCGGGUUUCUCCAAAUUAUCCAUAAGUACACCAACAACUACAGCCAAACAUGAUCGACGUUAUUUGGGCUCAUUGCGUAAACUUACCAAAGGAACGUUGCCAUUUAAAAGUUCAUCAACGAAUGAGAAGAAAAUCUCUAACGAUAUACCAGUACCCACUGAGCAAUUUAGAAGUUACCGUAAGGUACCAGGCGGAAGUUUUGGAAUACAAAUUGGAGCCAAUACACCUGGAUAUCAUGAUACGGCUAUGCAUCCGUUUAAUAGCGGAUCGAAUAAGCCCUCGGAGCAGCAAAAUAUUUUGCAAAACAUACCUUCUCCAGGUCUAACAGUGACGGCUGCAGUAAAUAAUGAAAUAAUGGUUCAACCAAUCAAUCAGUCUCUUGCUAGAAAAUCAGCAAUCUCUUCCAGUCGUUCUUCUAUUGUCAGUACUAGCGACACAAUAGCCGCAACAAAUUUAGGGCCACCUGCCUCCCCGGCUCCUACACGAGAACCCACAGUAGCAGCGGCAUCAACUAUUUCUGAUGAAAACGAAACUAAGCAUGUUACUCCUAGUAGAGCCAUAAAAAAAUUACCAUACAAUUUCAUACACGCUUCGAACCCCAACUUGGUGGAAUUCGGUUUCCAAACUUCCAAAACUCUGGAUUAUACAUUACCGAAAAUUAAUUCUAAUACGGCUUGGGAUGCUUUACCGAGUAAUACGCAAGGAUUUAUGACAUUAAAGGAUUUAAUGUUGCAAAAACAAGAAGAGGAGGCGCAGGACAUGUACAACAAUCGAGUUUUACUGGGAGUGGAAAAGAAAGAGGAGCACAAACGUAAUGCUCAACAACAGCGCAUUACAAAAUCCGUCGCCAAUGGCCUACAGAAUGCUUCAGUUUGCGCGGGCGAUUCCAAAGUAGCAAAAACACAGUCUCGUAGUUUACCCAAACCUCCGGACUAUGAGAUUAGCUUUAAGCCCGAUGACGAGGAUAUACAAUUAACGCGGACAAAAGAAGGUUUAAAACUGCGUGAUUUUGGUUAUGAGCUUAUUUCGGGCGAUGAGCCUAUAGACGGAGCAUCGAGUAAUAGCAACACAACACGUAUGGGUGCAGCGCGUCAGCCAUCUGGUCAAUCAGGGAGUAGUAACGAACAAAAUCAGGAGCAAAGCAAUAGCUCCAAUUGGACCACAGCAAUGAAAACACGGCAGUUUCUUUUAACGACACACAAGCAUAAGAAGCAUUUGCAUUCAUCAGGUAGCAGUUAUUCUGCCGCGGAUUUGGUCGGCAAUGGCGACAAACGUUCCGGUAGUUUUAAAAAGAAAGGUAAACUGGAAUCGUUUAAAACUUCCAGUGAGAGAAUUUUUCAAUUCGGUAAACAUUCGUCCUCAUCCUCGACAGCAGCGCCAUCAGGUGGUAUCACCAUGACUUUGCCAUUAAAUAAGAAAUCAAGUCAUGGCCUGCUUGAAGGGGCUACGGGCAGUGGCAAUAGUGGAAUUAAAAAAAGUCACACCUACAACAAUGAUCUGAAAGAUAAAGCGGGCGGUAAAUAUGAAGCUCAACGUAAAAAUUCAGCACCUAUGCCAAUUUUCUCUAAAUUAAGUUUCUCGACUUCUUCGACUUCUUCCUCAACACAUAAUAACAGUAACUUAAAGGCAGGGGGAGGCAAAGAGAAGAAAUUACUUGGAUCUCCUUUGCUACAUCGUACUGUGUUCGGCCAUCAUCAUCAACAUCAUACAUCGAACAAUCAAAAUUUUAUAUCUAUACCCACUACACCCACUACUACUACUACCGCAACUACCUGCAUAGGCCGCGAAUACGAUCAAGAGAUAUUUUCGCAAGUGAUUUUCCCUAAAGUGACAACAGGCCGCAAAUAUUCGACAGCCUCAGCCACUUCGAAUGUUACAUUGACGGCACCCGAAAUGAUUGCCCCCCCUCCACCUAAAGUAACUAAUGCUAAUAUAGUGGAUAUGCCAACAAAGAUCAAUGCACCCGAAUAUCCCAAUAUGGAAUGUCCUCCAGUUUUUGAACCCGAUAUUUACUCGCUUACUGAUCUUAAUGCCAGUUUAAUGUUAAGGCGUAACAAUAAUAACAACAACAAUAACAACAAUAAUAACACUAAUAGCGGUCAGCAGCAGAAUAGUGGCGCUAGUAUGAGAAGGGAUAAUUCAGAAGAAAAAUUUUAAACCAAUAUUUGUCGUAGCAACAUCGCAUAUCGUCUUCCUUAAGUUACAAUCGCGCAAAACUUGCGUGGAAAUUACCUAAGAUUCGUUUAAAUCGAACGAAGGCUGAUAUUUUGUCAAAAAAUAAUAGAUCGCUCUGGAUCGACCUUAUUUUUUCAAUUUUCAUUAUCAUUGUGAUGGUUCAUACACGCCACGCAGUGUGGAUGGACAUGUAAAGCAGGUGCCAAGCAGUAAAGGAUAUUAUAUUUACGUAGAUAUAUAUUAAUAUAUGCAUAUAUAAUAUAUAUAUAGAUGUAUAAGCGAAAAUUUUGAAUUAGUUAUUUUAACGUUGUAUUGAACAUAAAACAAUCUCUACAAUUGCUACGUAGAGUGAAUUCUUUAGAAAAAAAAAGUAUUUAUCAAAUGCAUUGUACAGUGGUAAUUAU